ACGACGAAGUGUGUUGUUUACGCAUACGCUAAGUUCAAGAUGGCUGCUGGAGACAACAGCGGCAGGCCUCCUUGCCUUAAUUUCUCCGGCGCUGGUCCUUUGGGAAACAGCCAGCCCAGUAACAGCGUUUUCUCGAUGCCUGUGUCCAACGGCGGAGCGGUCGGUGCAGCCGGGGGAGCGCAGGGAGUCGCGAGGCGUCCCAACCCGCAGCUGGGGCCUGGCGGCGGCGACAGCAACGGUGUCGCGACCGGAGCACCGCCGACUGCGCAGAACUCCCUGCAGCAGUCCGCUGCGGCAGGUGCUGCGGCAACCGGAGCCAUGGCCACCCCGGCGUCUAACAUGGCAACCGCAGCGUCGAACGCGUCGCAGUCGGGCGCGCCGACCGCCACUCCGGCGGCCGCGUCCGUGCUGGUGUACCGAGAACCGGUUUACAACUGGCAGGCUACGAAGAGCACCGUGAAGGAGCGGUUUGCUUUCCUGUUCAACAACGAGGUGCUGAGCGACGUUCAUUUUCUAGUGGGCAAAGGAAUGGGGGUCCAGAGGAUACCUGCGCACAGGUUUGUUCUGGCUGUGGGCAGCGCUGUGUUCGAUGCCAUGUUUAACGGUGGGAUGGCGACGACCUCAACGGAAAUCGAGCUUCCAGAUGUGGAACCAGCUGCUUUUCUAGCCCUGCUGAAGUAA
Messenger RNA from Paralichthys olivaceus (Japanese flounder), 681 nucleotides. NCBI's taxonomy places the organism in Eukaryota, Metazoa, Chordata, Actinopteri, Pleuronectiformes, Paralichthyidae. The record is from RefSeq and is a predicted model, not a curated record.